Messenger RNA from Macrosteles quadrilineatus (aster leafhopper), 475 nucleotides. RefSeq names its product putative peptidyl-tRNA hydrolase PTRHD1. The transcript has 3 exons. The coding region runs from base 118 to 474 and encodes 118 amino acids. Lineage: Eukaryota; Metazoa; Arthropoda; Insecta; Hemiptera; Cicadellidae. The record is from RefSeq and is a predicted model, not a curated record. Gene Ontology annotation, molecular function: peptidyl-tRNA hydrolase activity.
AAGUGCAAAACAGCUUAACCUAUAAACCUAACCUCAUCUGCAUCUGCAUCUGCAUCUCAACACUCAACCAACAGUCAACGAGCCAACCAAACCAAAACACAUUAAUAUAGUAAAAAGAUGGCAGCAGUAGUUCAGUACAUCCUAGUACGUGGUGACCUGAUUAAAUCGUCAAAUUGGCCAGUAGGAGCUGUGAUUGCCCAAGCGUGUCAUGCAGCCACAGCUGUUAUUCACAAGUUCUACGAUGACCCAGCAACCCAACUUUACCUACAGAACUUGGAUAACAUGCACAAAAUAAUUUUAGAGGUUCCAGACGAGGAAACUCUUAAAAAGAUAUCAGAAGAACUCAAAGAAGACUCAGUAAGUCAUAAGCUAUGGAUCGAACAGCCAGAAAAUGUAGCAACUUGCUUGGCAGUAAAACCUUCUCCUAAGGAAGAUGUGCAAAAAUAUUUCAAAAAAUACAAAUUGAUGAAGUGAU